Electrophorus electricus (electric eel) is the source of this 5071-nucleotide messenger RNA. RefSeq names its product La ribonucleoprotein 4B (gene larp4b). Gene Ontology annotation, biological process: positive regulation of translation. The record is from RefSeq and is a predicted model, not a curated record. NCBI's taxonomy places the organism in Eukaryota, Metazoa, Chordata, Actinopteri, Gymnotiformes, Gymnotidae. Gene Ontology annotation, molecular function: mRNA 3'-UTR binding. Gene Ontology annotation, cellular component: cytosol; cytoplasmic stress granule.
GAGAGCAGCUUCUUGAGGUUUGUCUGCUGGUGUACUGAAAGGAUUUUUAUUUUGAAAUUUAAGAUAUGGGGUGUUGUUUUAGUAAAGAGCUUGGUCCAAAUUUGGUCAGUGAAAGGACAAGCCUCCUUCAAACGUCGUGUACUGAAAGCUGCUCAGUUGAUGGUUUCCGACAGUGUGCUUGCUCUGUGGCUGAACUGGCUGAAGAAAAGCCUCCUGAAUGUGGUAGAACAAAUGUACCUGUGGACACCAGAAGUAAUUCGUUUCCCACAAACCUAUCUGCAAGUCUUCAUCCCACUGAGAAGAGAAGCAGCAGUGUACAAGUUGGCACAGUGUUUAGGAAUGGACCUAAUGGAGACCGUUGUCUUUGUCAGCUUUCAAAACAUAAUGUGAACACUGGUAAAGUUUCAAAGGAUUCAGAUGGAGACAACAGUGACAUUGAUCCUAACACCCCUCGGAUUGUGCAGACAGAUGUGUUGAACUCUAUAAAAAAGAAUAUAUCUGAAAAUGCAGUGACAAGACCAGACUGCUUUUUUGAAGCUAAAUCAUCUCAUUGUUUAGAUUUACCAGGAACAAGCUGGAGAAAUUAUUGUGAGAACAUGACAACAGCAGCCACACUUGUAUCAAACAGCCAUUGCAUCAGAGCACCAUGCACUUUAGGCAGUCUGUGCUCUGAGGUCUCUGCUUUAAAAGAGGAGCAUGCACAGACACGGUCUGUUGCCAGGAAUAAUUUGGAGGUUUCAACCAUAUCUGGAGUUAUCACAUAUCCAUUCAAUACAGGCACAGGGAGCUAUGGAAAAUUUGAUGAUUUAGAUGAGCAGGAUUCUCAUUUGGUGACCUCAGAGCACCACUCCAAAAGAAGAACCCAGAGCUUCUACAGUAUUUGCUCAAUUGAUACCGAUGAUCUGGAAUGCACCAAGGUUUCUGACCUCAAUCCCAAUGCAAAGGCAUGGGCCAGUUAUAUGCCUAACAGGGAAACAUCAGGGCUGGCCUACACGCAUUCUCUCCAGUCAUGGGUAGAAGAUGGCAAUGACCCAUCAAAAACCAUCUCAGGAGGCUGUGUCAGCAGCAGUGACGAAGGGAAAUGGAAUGAAGAGCAACAGGUAUCUGUCUCAGUAACCCUACCAACAGCAUUGCCACCAGAGCCAGGAGAAAUGGGCAGCACAGCCAAUCAACUGCCACCUGGCUUACAGCAGAAAGUAGGAAUUGAUGGUUCAGACUCUUCCAGACAGCUUGAAGAUCUUAGAGAACAACUAAAGGCUACAUUAGAGUUUUGCCUCUCCCGGGAGAACCUAGCCAAUGAUAUGUACCUCAUCUCUCAAAUGGAUAGCGACCAGUAUGUGCCAAUUGUGACCGUGGCCAAUCUCGAUCAGAUCAAGAAGCUAAGCACAGAUGUGGAUCUUAUUGCCGAUAUUUUGAAGACGCUCCCUCUUGUACAAGUGGAUAAAUGUGGUGAGAAAGUGCGACCAAACCAGAAUCGGUGCAUCGUUAUUCUACGAGAGGUUCCCGAGGCCACUCCUCUAGAGGAAGUUGAAUUGCUUUUCAAGAGUGAUAAAUUGCCCAAAUUCGUCAAUUGUGAGUUUGCAUAUAAUGACAACUGGUUCAUCACCUUUGAGUCGGAGGCAGAUGCGCAAUUGGCCUAUCAGUAUCUCAGAGAAGAAGUGAAGACCUUCCAAGGAAAACCAAUAAAGGCAAGGAUAAAGGCCAAGGCCAUUGCUGUCAACACUUUUGUGCCAAAGAAUGGCUACCGGCCUGUGGACAUGUCAUCAAACAUUCAGCAGCGCUACCCGCCCUACUACAUCCCACCAGUGUAUGGGGCGCAUCAGCAGUUCCCCCCGCUCUACCGGCUAGUAGCUCCUCAGGGCUGGUCAGCAGCACAGAGCUACUUGGAUCCUAACUUGGUUUCUCCAUUUCCUAACCCUGGAUUCAUCAAUGGCUUUGCUGGCUCUCAUGCUUUUAAAUCAGCCACUGCACCUUUGACCGUCAGACCUUACCAACCAAGGAACAGGAAUCACAGUAAAAGCCAUGUUCGGCCCUCAGUGCCAGCUGCCGAGCGUGGAACGGCUCUGCUGGAGAACCCCAGCACUUUCAACACCCUGCCCUCAGACCAUAUUCCCAACGGGACUCGCAUAUUGCACACUCAGCAUAUGGGCGGCCGGCCUCGAUUACCCAGCGCACCGAGUUAUCCCCGUCGGGACCAGGUUGGUAGUGGACGAAUGGAGAUGAACGGCACCGACUACUCACCCAUCAUGGGUAGAGGAAGGCGAAAUGGCUAUGGGUACAAGAAAAGGAGAGAUGAUAAGUUUACGAAAGCGUCUGCACAGUCACCCCCUCCAGCCCCAGAACGCGUUCCGUCUCCAAGCUUUGAACUGGGCCUUUCCAGUUUCCCUCCCCUGCCUGGAGCCGCUGGCAUUCUGAAGGCGGAAGUAAAAACUGAGACCAGCUUGGAGAACCGACUGUCUGAUGUUGUUACUGGUGUGGCUAAAGAUAAGCCUCUAAAUAAGGAUGCAUCUACCAGCCGCAUGACUUCAGGAAUCCCCAAAGAAUCGGCAGGGACUGUUACUGCUCCCACUAUUCAGCCUCCAGUGGAGCAGCAGAUCCCAUCCUCUCCAGCCCACACAAGAUGCACAAUGAAAGCACAAGAGGGAAAACCCAAGGAGGUGGCAGCAUCUGCAGAGAGGACUUCAGUCCCAAACACUUCUAAAACUACUCCAGUCCAACUGAACAGUGCAGCCAUGGAGCCUCGGAAGCCAAGCUAUGCAGAGAUAUGUCAGAGGAUAAGGGAUGCCCCGACGCAGCAGCCCCCCGUUGAGCCCAAGCUGCCCGGCUCUUCCGUCGACGACUUCAGCUCCCUUGACUCCGCCGAGCCAAGAUGCAGAGAAGCUCGGCUGGUGACCGCCAGAUCAGUGGCGGCGCCACCACCUCGCCCUCGAGACGUCUGGAAGCCUCAGCAGGGAGCUGGAGAUACGUCUGCCUCCUCAUCCCAAUCCUGAGGGGGAUUCGCUGCCCGGACUGAGGUGUAAACACUCCCGGGACAGGCAGGGCCGCUCUGCGUGCCUCCCUGUCUCUCUGCUCUACUGUAAAUGCUCGUCUGUCAGCGACUGUCACUGGAACCAGGGCCUGCGGAUGAAAGCACUUUGGGGUGCAUAUGGAUUCUUUAUGCUUUUCUUGUUUCGCAUUUCUUCUGUUUUGCUUUUCUUGUUUUCCUCUGUUGAGAUCAUUUUUCCCUGUAUGUUUCCCACCUCCCAAUUUUCUUUUUAAAGAUGUUGAAAAACUGGCCCUGAUGUGGAGGUUUUUUUUGGGGGGGUUUAUUUGUUGUUGUUUUUUUUCAACUAACUUUUUGAAUUGACUUUAUUUUUCCAGAACUCAAGAUUUUUGUUGUUAAAGACUAACAUAGUGCUGGUAAUAGAAAAUACUGACUUUGAAUUAGUGCUGAUCUUGAACUUCUUCUUUUUCUUCUUUUCCCUUUAGAUUUUUUUAAAAUCAACAUGUAUAUAAUUUUGUAACCACCAGUGCACUGGCACUGACUGUGCUGGUCUUAUUGUGUUGUGCUUUUCUACAGAAGGCUGAACAGUUGUAGCUGUCAUGCCUGCAUGAUUGAGAAGUUCUGCAAGUCCAUUUUUUGUUCAGUUUUUAUGUAUUAAUGUACUGGCACUGGAGUAUAGUUUUGAGCUCUGAUUUUCAUUUUAAAACCAGCACAUGAUAACCCUUUUCCCCCUUCUUUUCUUCCUUCCCCCCCCCCCCCCCCCAAGUCCUUUGUACUGAUAUGGUAAGAUAGCUGAUGUAAUUAUUAACUUGUCUUGUGUGCAUGCCUUUUUUAUAUAUUUUGUUUUUUUUUGUUUUUUUUCCCUUCUUUUUUAAGUCUUUUAAUAGAUUCUCCACAACCCCGUGUUGUUUAACAAACAUCUGAGCCCAUGUGUUCAGACAUCCAAAUAGGAACAGCUUUCCCAUGUCCGUUAGCACACUCGCUACUCUUCAAAAGGCAAGAAAAGGUUCCAGUCCAGUACUCUUACAAUGAGACAUUUAAAAUAUGACGCACAUCUCCUGAUCAAUUCUGGAAGACCUGCACACUGAUCGAAGUCCUCAGGGUGUGAGGGUGGCGUGUGGUAAUGUGCCUAGUAUGCUUUUGUCUAAUAAAGUACAGCUUUCUUGUAAUCUGCUUAAUAGAGUUGUAUGCUGGUGUGGUGAUAUGGUCUGUCACUUGGUAAGUUUGGUUUUGUUUAAUUGCUAAAAAGGGAGAGGGGUGGGAGAGGUGUUUACUUGCACCUGGUAUCUGCAGAAAGUGGGAAUUACAGAUGUGAAUCUGAAGUUGUGCAUAUAUAUUUUACCUUAGUUGAGAUCUAAGUCUCCUGCACGCAAGGACCAGUGGCAUAUAUGUAGUGUCUCUUUCUGCAAUCUGUUUUUUUUUUUUUUUUUUUUUUGGUGGGGGGGGGGGGGGGGGUCUGGCAUCAGGCAGAGUCCUUUCCUGUGUGUUUUGUUUUUUCUUGUUGAGCAGAGCAAAUAUAGUUGCUAGAAAUUUUCAUGUUGAACAUCUGUCUCUCUCUGUCUCUGAGAGCUCUAUCUUCCUCAUGGUCCCCUUUUUUUUUUUUUUUUGACAUUUAGAAUGCAUUUAACCCAUUACAAAUAAAGUAAUGAAGGUUUGAUUACAGAAAAAAAACAUUUUAAGAUGUACAAAAACAUCAUUAAAUUAACAGCAUUUGAAAACUUGAAUUUUAUUUAAACUUGAAAUUGUCUCUGCCUUAACUUUUUAGAAGAGAGUUUGGAAUUAGUUUAAGUUCCCUAAAAGGUAGUCUCAAAUGGAGGAUGAUUUGGAUGUUUUCUCGCAGCCUUGUUCACUGCAUUUGUGUAGCACAAUAGUCGGGGUCGAAAUAGGAGGAUUUUUCUUUCUUUCUUUUUUUUUGUGUAUAUGCUUAUGGUCAAAACUGUAAUGUGUGCACUUGGAAAUGUGUGCUUUCACUGUACAAAUGUAAAUAAUUGGAAACAUUUAAAAAAAAAAAAAAAGGUACACUUAAAUUGGUUAUGAGCAAGAUGUAUUAAAAUAAAUGUCCAUGAGAAAAUGGAUGCCAAUUAAGUA